Toxorhynchites rutilus septentrionalis is the source of this 2931-nucleotide messenger RNA. RefSeq lists its product as uncharacterized. Lineage: Eukaryota; Metazoa; Arthropoda; Insecta; Diptera; Culicidae. The transcript is spliced from 8 exons. Bases 1251 to 2153 code for a protein of 300 amino acids. The record is from RefSeq and is a predicted model, not a curated record.
UCCUGAGGCCACGUUUCGCCAGUCGUUUGCGAAGCGUCGUCGUGAGCGGGUUGGAAAAUUGGACGGGAAAAGCUACGCUGCUGUUUGAUUUGUCAGGAAAAACAUGUGCGCCGAGUGAAACCGGGCUUCAUAUUAUGAACUAAUGUGGUGUGAUUAGAGGUGAAAAGAAUUAUUUUUGCAGUGUCAAAAACGUUGUGAAUACAUUACGUGAACUGUGUUGUGACGUUCGGAUUAUUUUUAAAAAUAAAACAAUCAUUUUGAUAAAAAAAAUAAACAUAACUAGAUGUUCAAAGUGGGAAAUCGGAAACCAAAAUACCGCAGCGAUUGCAAUAUUCGCAAAUAUUUCUUUCGCAUGUCAGUGACCAGUAGUUGCUCGAGCAGCUCGAAGUGAUUACCACACGUCAGACGGCACUUAGACUGCCUCUCAUUCCUCGGAUUGAAAUAUUUUAAGGGCACUCGAUAACUCUCUCUCUCUCUCUUUGUAAUGAAUUGAGUUUUAUCACACUACCCAUCCACAAGGAAAACAAACAACAAUACAUAUCCGCCGGGACCAAACAACAAGGACAUCCAACUGCACUUACCGGAUCCGGCAGUGUUUACGGUUAAGAAAGGAAACAGGAUUUGUUUACCCUCGCGUAGUGAAAACACCGCUCGUUGUGAGCUUGCACUCGAAAUCACAGUUAAACGAUCGAACGGAAGGUACGAAGUGGAAGGCGAGCGUUUCACGAAGCCAUAUCCUAGCGGAAAAGAACUGCUCUACAACGACGUCAUUCGCCUCCGGGAACACCGUGAUUUGAGCCAUCUCACGUUAUUCGCCGCGCCGAAUAAAGAGAAAUAUAUAAGAUUGGGUUAUUGCGUCAACCUAUGCUGGAUUUUCACCCCCAAAACAAAUUCAUUGGCUGUGUUAAACUACGUUUGAAUGAGCAAAUGACACAUUCACCAUCCUAAAACAGGACAUUGUACAGGCAACCUAAAAUUGAUCGAUCACAAACCCAAAACCACAACCGGAUUAAACUGAUUUGGCGGUGUCCAGCGGUGCACAGCGAAAGCGGAAAGAUAACUCAAAUUUAGUCCAUACAAGCCCCCGGAUCGGUGUUGCGGGAAGUCAGUGGAAAAUUUAAUAAAUAACCAAAACAACGGUGAGAAGUCCAAUUUGUUCAGUCUAGGGUGAACAUCCUGGAAGGACGACACCAUCCGUAUAGAAAUCAUCUGUAUCGCACCGAAAGCACUGAAAUACCGACGGCAACGCGAUGUGGAUCAGCGAAUGUGUUGAUGUCAGAACAGUCUUUCACGUGGCAUUUAUCACUAUGGCAGUAUCCAUCGCCCAAGUUACUACCGAGGAUUGCGGCCAGGAGGAGUUGGUCCAGUGUACCAGACCGCUGCAAGUACUUUCCGCUACCUCAGAGCUCUCCUUCGUCACGAAAAAAGAGGAACUGGAUAAACUUUGCCCGGAUCUUCACACAGGUCUGCACUGCAUACGAAGUUACACGAGGCGCUGUAUGAACAUCCACCAGAGGGACCACUUCAACAAGUUGUACCACGGCACCUACGAGGUGAUAAACGAGCUCUGCGAAGAAGGACCUUAUCAGGAAGACUUUCUCAGACAUGCACCCUGCAUGCGACACGUGAAGAAGGACUACGAGGUCUGUGCGGUCAGCUAUCAAAGCACAAUGGCCAAAAUCGGACAGACGGUGGCCAGCAGUACGGUCAGGCCCCCUCCUGUCCAGCCAACACCCAAUGCAGCGAUGUCGCUCUCGAUGAAUGACAUGCAGCAGCAGCAGCAGCAGCAUCACCACCGGCAACAUCAACAUCAGCCGAAUUAUACGAAAAGUGCCGAAGAGGCGGAGGAGGAACGACUCAAAACUGUUUGCUGCGCUUUCCAGAAGUACAAGCAGUGCUCGGAGUUUACGGUUCGUCACGCCUGUGGGGAUGAGACGGCACUUUUCACGCGCAAAUUCCUCGACAAAAUGUCCAACACGCUGAUGAGGAUGCAUUGCGUCGAUUACACAGCGGAGAGUGGCAAAUGCAGGGAUUAUUUCAGCUCCAGCUCGGCACGGAUCCAGCUGGCAGCAGGUAUCAAUGCUCUGUUGGCCACCCUCGUGUGUCUCGUGGUGGUGGUCAGUCGCGCGUUCAAUUGGAUCGUGUUAAUUUAAUUAGCCAUCGGAGAGAAAAGAAACACAAAUGCCACUCGUAGGAUACCUGGGGAGGGGGAGGGGACACCACUAACGCUACUAGUAAAUACUAACCGCUCGUCUAUACGGAACCCACUUGUGUGAUAAGCUAGGAGUGCGUGGAAUUGGCCGAACGAGAUAAAAGAGUGACACUAGGAUAAAUAUGAAAAGGAGAUGUUAUCAGGAGGAACAGAUUGUGCGUUGUUGAAAAAUACGAUUAUUGUUAAAAUACGAUUAGAAGUCUUUUUUUUUUUGCUUCCCGCACUUGAAUGGUUAUUGAAUUAUUUUAGUGUAUAUAAUUUCGCAUAACAUAAUUUAAAUUUUAAGACCCUUUUGGAGCUGAUUUUCCUUUCAGAUAUAAGAAUUAGUAAUCCAGGAAACGAUAGCUGCCAUGGAAAAUCACGAAAUUGUUAUGGAUGUUGCAUUUACGUUUUUAAUGAUAGUGAUCACAGAGUUAAAUAAACACUGUAACAAGAGGUUGCAAUCUUAGAUGAAACUAACUCUAUUUCUAAGAUAAACCAAAACAUCUACAGUGUUAAACACUAACUUUACUUAUUAUUGCAAUUGCUUGAAGGCGCCAUGCGCACUGCCUAUGUAAGACUGGGAUAACUCGUUCCACCGUUCCUUCAAACGACACAUAAGAGUUACAAAAAUAAAUGGAAAUAUUACUUGAUGAAGAAGUUUUCAUUCAACGAAUGUUAUACAUGAGUGAAUGUUGAAGACAAAAAAAUACGGAGACGAAAAUCUUGUUAGAGAAAAA